Molecule: messenger RNA, 1131 nt
Organism: Fomitiporia mediterranea MF3/22
Lineage: Eukaryota; Fungi; Basidiomycota; Agaricomycetes; Hymenochaetales; Hymenochaetaceae
Product: S-adenosyl-L-methionine-dependent methyltransferase
Exons: 10
Coding region: 1-1131 (376 amino acids)
Source: RefSeq, a predicted model, not a curated record
AUGUCUAAACUGCUUGAGCGAGCUGCAUAUGAUGCUGUCGAUAGAGGCUUGAUUCCGGAUUUUCUGUUACGGAUCGCCAUCCAAACCUUACUUCGACACCGUUUGCGCAUGAUAGACCAUGGGUCAUUCUCAGCCAACCAAGCAGCGAAACAAGCUUUUGUUGAAGACCUUUGUAAAAGACCUGCCAUCGCAGAGCAGACGGACCGAGCAAAUGCACAACACUACGAAGUCUCCACGAAGUUUAUUCUGUCGUGCCUCGGACCUCGAGCAAAAUAUUCUUCUUGUCUUUAUCCUACCGGGAAAGAAUCUCUGGCGGAAGCAGAAGAGUUGAUACUAGCAAGCUAUAGUGAUAAGGCUCGAUUGAAAGAUGGACAAGAUGUUCUGGAUCUUGGAUGUGGAUGGGGAAGCUUGACUCUAUAUCUCGCAGAGAGAUACCCCAGCUCACGAAUUGUUGGCUUAUCUAAUUCCAACACACAAAGAGAGCAUAUCCUCGGGAUCGCAAAAGAGAAAGGGCUUGAAAACGUAGAGAUCAUUACAGCAGAUGUCAACACAUUCGACUUUACGGAUGGCAGAACUUUUGACCGUAUUCUUUCUAUCGAGAUGUUCGAACACAUGAAAAAUUACAAGGAAUUACUGCAAAAAAUAUCCAGAUGGAUGCGUCCGAAGGCUCCUUCGAAACUUGAUUCAGACAUCAAAGAUAACAAUACUAACGGCGCCGAGGAUGACGAAUCACUUCUUUUCGUGCAUUAUUUCUGCCAUAAAACCAAUCCUUAUCAUUUCGAAGAGGAUGACGGCUGGAUGGCACAGACGUUCUUUUCGGGUGGCACGAUGAUGUCUAGCGAUCUUCUCUUGUAUUUCCAAUCAGAUGUGACACUAGUUCGUAACUGGUUCCUCAACGGCAAACACUAUUCAAGAAGCCUUGAGGCUUGGUUACGCCUUCAAGAUGCGAACGCGAAGUCAGGAAUUGCGGAAUUGGAACAGGAUGCCAAGGCGAAGGGUCUAGACCCAGCUGAGGGAAGGAAGGCGUUCCACAGAUUUAGACUGUUCUACAUGGCAUGCUCGGAGCUAUUUGGAUUUAAUGACGGCGAAGAGUGGGGUGUCGCGCAUUAUCUUUUUAAACGCAAAAGUUGA